UCGUCAAGCUGGCGGCCCUCCAGGAUGCGGCUCGCGCGCCCUCGCUAGCUCCGCGCGAAACACGCCACGUCGCUACAAUAACAGAGCUGUGCAAUAGCGAGGAGGUGCCCGAGGUAGAGAUCGUCAGCCUUUUACAAGAGCAUAUACCAAAGUAUCGUCUGAGAGCAGACAGUCUCACGCAGUUUGGAGGAUACGAGAAUCAAGACUGGUUCAUACCAUCGCCGGCGCUGCCAGUCAGCCCGGAGGACCUGGCACUCACUCCUGACCAGAUCAGGGAGACGCUCAAUUACUUUCUUCUAUGCAGCAACAGGGUGAGCCAAAUGACAAAAACCUACAAUGACAUCGAAGCGGUAACACGGCUCUUAGAAGAAAAAGAAAAAGACUUAGAGCUGACGGCGCGCAUUGGCAAGGAACUUCUGACUGCGAACGGCAGACUCGAAGCUCGUGUAACCGCACUUGAGGGAGAACUGCGGAGCGCGCGGGACCUCGUCACUCAGUUGCGGCACGAGAUAUCCUCUAAGAGUGAUUUACUGCAGGUUUUAACCGAUGACACAGAAGAGGGCUCACCCACAGAGGAACAAGAGGCGCCGACGGCUAUUGCUUUGAAGAGACGAACUGGCGCCCUGGAGCGGGAAAAUCGGGCAUUGAGGGAGGAGGCUGCGCGCCUCGCUGCCGGUGCUGACUCGGCAGAGCUUGCCGAGAGGCAGCUGCUGAGGGAUAUUGCGGCUCAGCUCUCGAGUGCAAAUUCGGAAGCGAGUGUGCUCAGCUUGGAACUGGCAGAGGAGCGGCAACGUUGGGUCGAUUUACAGUAUCAGCUCGACACCACAAACGCACGACUCGCCGCUUCCGAAAGAAAUCUACAACAGUUAACCACAGAACACGAGCACACGCUUCGAAUCUUAGAGAUAACAAAAGAUAACCAGAAUGCACUUGCCUCGGAGCUGGCUGACACUAAGGAGCGGUAUGCAGAAGUGGCAGCGUUACUGGCCGAGGCGCAGGAACAACUGCGCGCGGUCCGGAAGCGCGGAGAGGUCACCCGCGGGCUCAUGCCUUCCGUGGCGGCCGCGGCAGGACUGCUGCCCGCCAGCCUUCACCGAGAGAUGCACUCUUCCGUCUACUCCGAGCUUAGUCUCGACUCCGGCAUCGGAGACCCACUCGCGCAUUCAAGCAUGCAGAAAGUGUUUGAGACAGUGCAAUGCGCGUCUCGCUGGUCGGGAGCGUCACUGUCGGGCUCGGAUCCUGACGCGGUGCCAGCGUACAAGCUGCCCACCAAGCCGAACUCUUCAGACUCCUUCUUCGAAGACAUGUCUGACACUGAGUCGGAGGAUUUGUAUCCCGGAAACACGGGAGUUGGGGUUCCGGGGGCACCUGGGGCGUCAGAGCUAGCGGCGGCUUUGCGAAGGCUCACUCCUCAAGAAAUAAACUCGAGGCGUGCUUCGCUGGCCGCAUCGCACGUGCUGAGGCAUCGGAGACGAACGGAGAGGGACUUAAGUGAAGAGAGUGCGGUAUGGGGAGCGGGGGCGGCGGGUGGCAUGGCGCGGUUUAGGCUUCCUCAUAAGCUGCAAAUAGUCAAGCCAAUGGAGGGAUCACUCACCCUGCACACGUGGGCGCAGCUAGCUAAACCAACCAUGUCGGGUUUACUCGAAGAGCAAGAAGGCGUUGGUGUGCGAGGGUCCAGAUCAGCACAGGCGUUGGGCAUGCGUAUUUACAGGCUAUCCGACGUGGAGGAAGACGAUGACAUGCUGCGGUUACCGCACUCCAGCCAUAUUUAUACUUUCACUAACAGCACGGUUUUACAUCCAAACGAUGGCAGCCUCGUAGGUAGCAGCGUGAGCAGCGUCUGUAGCAGUGGUAUGAGCAGUCUUUCCAGCUCCGUACUGGGAAGCGCUUGGAGUUCGCGCCUCACAUCGCGCCGGUCGUCCGCCGCGGUCUCGCCUGUGCACUCGCGCCGAGACUCGUUGUGCCAGCCCUCCUCCCGCCCGCACUUCACCCCCACAGCAACCCCCGCCAACAGCCCGCUACUGGGCUCGCCGGACUCCUCUCCCCCUCCGACCCCCCGCCCCGGCGACGCACCUCCCUCUCUCCACUCUCUCAUUGCGAGCGGCACCUCAAUCCUCCGACGCCGCUAUCUAAUAUCUCCGGCCUCAGAUGGGUCUCCUUCGCCACUAGCUUUACAAACACCUGGAUCUCUUUACAUGGGACUUGUCCAUCGAAGUCCGAUGGAGCAGUUGACUUGUUUGAAACGGACUCUUCGAUCUCCCGCCGCUGCUCCAACGGAGCGCGGCGACACAGCGGACGCCCCACUAGGAGUUCCCGCUCAUCCAGGAGAAGGUGCAUUGGAUGCUGCUGCUCUUGGUAGUCUUAAUGCGAACGGGAGAAGAGGGAGAGUGCGGGCGCCGCGGCCUCGCACGGACUUGGGAACGGUGGGGUCGACUCCGACGAGCAGUACUCCGGCGCAGUCCUCACCUCUUGGCACGCUCAGCACCUUUCUAUUCGGCCGGAAAGGUGGUCUGCUAUAAGAUAGUCUUUCCGACUCAUCAGAGGUGCUUCCGUAGAUCGCUCGGACGCCGCUCGCCUUGAAAACCGCUGAGCGCGUUUCGAGCCGAGUUACGCUAAGCGAUGGAACUGAGUAUACAGUUAACCAAUCAAGCGUCCUAUUACACCUACGGUAUCCCAACCAGAUUUUCUAUUUAACUCGAAAUCUAUUAUAUUAUAUUGUUCUAAUUUUCAAUAUACUUCGGAGCUGGAAAAUAAGUAGAAAAUUUCUCGUUAUAGGGAUAUGCUAUAAUUUUUUAUAUUAUAAGGGAAUUUGGAAAUAGAAACGCAGUUCUCGAUUUGUAAAGAUGAUAUACGUAGAUGUUCCUGGACACUUGAUAAGUUAAGGUGAAUAGUUACAGCGGCUACUGCGUGAAUCAUUAUAUGUAAUAUUAAAAUAACUUUGUUUAUUUGGUGCUCAGACAGUGGUUUAGUUUCACUUAUCAACAUUUUUGUACGAAGUAGUUACUGUUGCGAUUUGCCUUAAUAUGGCGUAGACUUAUUGAUUUUUUACUUGUGAUUUAGAUGUAGAUACUUUUUAAGCGAGAAACUUUUCGUUAUUGUAGGCAAUACUAUGAUCAUCGACGUUAUUGGUAUUAUUUUAUGUUAUGGAACAUGUAUGUUUGUGAGUCCUUUGUUUUUUUUAAAUAUUUUGACGUUGUUUGUUUUGUAUUUUUUGUUUUUUUUUUUUUUUGCAUUUAUGUGGAUGACUUUAAUAAUGAAUCUGAUUUGAUCUUUGAAGAGACUUGUUUAUGUCGCCAUCGUAGCAUUUUCAAAUCUAACACAUUCCUUUUUGAUAAAUAGUAUUAAUCGAAUGCGUGCGUAUUUUGCUUAUCAGGAUUAUCCAGAGAACUGAUCGGCAAUAAUACCGGAAAUAAAAGAUUUGUAGAAACUUUGAACAGCGAUGUCUUAUUGAUGCUAAAUGAAUACAAGAUACGUAUUUUUUUAAGAAUUAAAGUGCCUAAACUAAGAAGCGUAAAAAGACGCAAUUACUUGGAAAUUAAGGCCUUCCAACUAAUAAAUAAACAUCUUAUUUACAUAUCAUACAAUUUACUCUUGGGUUAGUACGUGUGAGGCUUUUGAGUACCUCUUUCUUAGUUUUGAUUUAGCGUCAUGGGCGUAGCAAAGAUGCAUCAGAAAAUCAUAAAAAAAAAUAGUAAUCGAACCUGUAAGUAAUUAUUUAAAAAAAAAAAACUUUAAUAAGUCUUAUGUUUUGGUUGUGUUCCUCGUACUUCAAUGAAAGUUCUUAUCACCAUAAUGACUUACACAAUUGAAUAUUAUGAUAAACUAGUAAGACACAUAUUUUUUUUUUAUAAUCUUGUCAUCAUAAUUAUUAGAUAAAUUCAUAAAAAAUAUCAUUGUAAAUAAUUGAAUUUCCAUUAAUUUAGAAGAGUACAAAUUAUUUAUGUUUAUAUAAAAUUAGCAGUAUUUGUAAUGAACGUUAUUCGAAUGUUCGAAUUAAUAAUAUAAAAUUAAAAUGGAAUCCGAAUGUAGUGAACAUUUGGACUAUUAUUAUUAUUUUUAUGUGCAACAUAAUUGUUUUUCAUUUUCAUUUUUGCUCAUUAAUAUUAUAUUCCGUUUUAUAAUUAACCAUUUCUUUAAACUUAAUUAUUAACUCAGGGUCUAAAAUGUAAAAGUGGUGCAUGCCAUAGUUUAAGAGAAGUUUGUAAAGUUGUCCAAUUGAAAUUGUUACUUGAGUCAUCAGCAUGGCAUUCGACCGAAGAACUUUUGUUCACAGUCUUUAAUUUUACUUUUGAUAGCUUUAUUAUUUAUUUGUCAUUUAAGUUUAAAACGGGGAGGAGAAGUGAUUAUUUUUAUAAUCACAAACGGUGGAUACUUAUAAUAUCACUUUUAUAAGAAUAUGUGACUAGUAUUUCUAGAUUUUUAGUCCUGUUUUUGUCUAUAUAGCACACACUCUUAUCCAGUUAAAAUGGAGAAUUAGAAAAAUGAUAACUUAGUUUAUUGUAACUUUCUUAGUAAUAUCAAUCUCUGUUAUAAAUUAUAUAAAUACAAAACGUACUAAGUUAAAUAAAAUUUACAUUUAAAAAUCUGAAAUUUCUUAGAAUUAGAAAUAAUUAGGGCUACAACUUUGCGUGUUAAUAAAAACAGAUGCGUGUGUGACGCAAACAAAACGUGUGAACUGAAAAUAUUUUGACUGGAUUACUUAAUAUUUUGUGUGAGUCCACUUCUCCAACCCUGUCGGUGCUAGGUAGCAACUAUGCCAGUGAGGUUCCCUGUGUGAUUGCCACAAUCGCACGAAUUUAGUUCUUAGUCGUUUAGCAGUAUCAUGUAGGUUAAUAGGUUAUUUUUUAAUUCAGUUUAUGCUUUAAUCAGAGAAUUGUAGUAAAUCAAUUACAUGUUUCUUGUGAAGGUAGUCAGGAAGGCUGUGAGGCGAUACUUGUUGGUCACGAUUGUGUUGUAAGAUUCCGGGGUUUACUUGUAUACAGUGAGUUAAGCACAAACUGUACAUUGUAAGAGGGUAACUUGUUGAGAUUUGACGAUAACAAUAUUAUGGAUAGUAAUGAUUGUAUUAUAAUAGAAAUAUAAUUUAUUCCAUGAUU
Pararge aegeria (speckled wood butterfly) is the source of this 5096-nucleotide messenger RNA. It is a transcript of the gene milt, whose product is annotated as trafficking kinesin-binding protein milt. The transcript has 14 exons. The record is from RefSeq and is a predicted model, not a curated record. Lineage: Eukaryota; Metazoa; Arthropoda; Insecta; Lepidoptera; Nymphalidae. The coding region runs from base 321 to 2519 and encodes 732 amino acids.